Messenger RNA from Parnassius mnemosyne (clouded apollo), 2895 nucleotides. NCBI's taxonomy places the organism in Eukaryota, Metazoa, Arthropoda, Insecta, Lepidoptera, Papilionidae. The record is from the annotation of a GenBank genome assembly.
UUGGUCACCGUGGAAGAGUAUGACCACUACCCUCCAAGGAAUAUACCCACGAUUACUGAACAAAAAAAUAAUAAUAAUAAGCUCUAUGUGGCAACGUACAAUGUCAGGUCCCUUUCAUCAUACGAACGACUGAUAGAACUGCAUGAGGCCUUAAUGGGGGUGAAGUAUGAUAUCAUUGGCAUAUCAGAGGUCAGACGAUUGGGCAGUAAAAUAGAAGAAUACGAGGACUUCAUUCUAUGCUAUAUGGGAGAGACUCCAGGAAAACACGGUGUUGGCUUUCUGAUAAAUAUAUCUCAAAAACAAAACGUAGAAGGCUUUACUGCAGUCACAGAAAGAGUCGCAUUAUUAAAUCUCAACAUACAAGGAUACAACAUAAGCAUUAUACAAGUAUACGCGCCUACUGAGUCAGCGGAUGAUGAGGAGAUCAAUAAAUUUUACGAAUCGAUAGAUAAAGCCAUGAAGUUCGCCCAUAAAAACCUAAUUGUUAUGGGAGAUUUUAAUGCAAAGAUUGGUCAGCCCCGAAAAGACGAAUAUUUAAUAACAAAAAGAUAUGGUUAUGGACAAAGAAAUGAAAGAGGUCUGAGAAUGAUAAAUUUUGCUUUUGAAAAGAAACUAUCGAUUAUCAAUACAUACUUUAAGAAAAAACCAAGCCGUAGAUGGACUUGGCGAUCUCCAAAUGGUCAGUAUAAGAAUGAAAUAGAUUACAUAACAACUAACCAACCAAAAAUAUUUCAAAAUAUAGAAACAUUAAAUUUAAAUUAUUCAUCAGACCAUAGACUAGUCCGAAGCACAAUUAUCCUAUCAAAACCUCAUAAGAGUAGAGCCACAUACAUAAGCAAACAAAACAGUACUCUAAAAAAUAACGAAGAUAUAAAGGAAUACAAAAAUAGUCUUGAAAACCAUCUGUUAAAGUGGACCAAAAUAGAUACCGUACAACAUUGUUAUGAUUCACUGAUAUACGCUAUAAUGCAAAGCCUGGAAACCAAAAAAUCAAUACCACAAUCCACUAUGAAUCAUAAAGUUUUAUCAGAAAGAACAAUAUCGCUUUUAAAGAGAAGACAAGUACUACAAAAAACCAAAAAUAAAUCCCGUACCCAAAGAAACGAGCUUAGCGCUCUAUAUAAGUUAACGAGCAAAUAUAUCAAGCUUGACUACAAAAACUACAGGGCGAAUACUAUAGAAAAACAUCUUAAGCAAGAUGGGAGUCUGAAAAAAGCUAUUAAGGAACUACGAACUAAUAGAGCCUGGAUUGAAGGUUUGAAACAGCUGGGGAGAACAUCACACAAACGCAAAGAUAUAAUCGAUAUUGCAACAAACUUUUACCGGGAAUUAUACAGCGCCAAAUCAGAUGCACCGCUUCCUACUACUGAAAUCAGCCAGUAUAAUGUAGAGACAUUGGGUACGAGUAUUAAAAACGAAAUUCCACCGAUCGAUGAAAUAGAAAUUCUUCAAGCAAUAAAGAGAUUAAAAUUGGAUAAGUGUCCAGGGCCAGAUAAAGUCACCAACGAGGCUAUAAGGUACGGAGGAACUCUACUGGCCAUGCCAUUGGCGCACCUAUUUAACCUCAUCUUGGAAACGGCAACUAUACCUAUACAAUGGACCGAAUCAAACAUAAUUUUACUAUAUAAAAAAGGAGACUCCCAUGAUAUUGGCAACUACAGACCUAUUAGCCUUUUACCGACUCUAUAUAAAUUAUUUUCUUCGAUCAUUAAUAAGAGAAUAAGCGAAACAUUAAACACAUGGCAACCUGUAGAACAGGCAGGCUUUCGCAAAGGAUUCUCUACAAUAGAUCACAUACACGCCCUAGAACUAGUUAUUGAAAAGUACCAGGAAAGACACAGACCACUCUACAUCGCCUUUGUUGACUAUCAAAAAGCAUUCGAUACAAUAUCCCACACGAGUAUCUGGGAAGCCUUAAAAGUACAAAAAGUAGAAAAGGAAUACAUAGAUGUUAUAAGAAACAUUUAUAGUAAAAGCACUGGCAAAGUAAAGUUGGAAACGAUUGGCCAAAGCUUUCCUAUUAAGAGAGGAGUAAGGCAAGGCGACCCGCUAUCGCCAAAUCUUUUUAUAGCUGUACUGGAAACCAUCAUAAGAAAACUGGAUUGGAAUAAAUGUGGUCUAAACAUUAAUGGCAGAUACCUAAGCCAUCUAAGAUUCGCAGACGAUAUAGUGUUAUUAUCAGAAACUAGCUGUGGCCUGCAAUACAUGUUAGAGACCCUCAAUAUAAGUAGCAGACAAGUGGGAUUGGAGAUGAACCUGUCAAAGACGAACCCUAUGACAAAUAACAUCAAGAAGUGUAUCAGGUUAGAAAAUAGAGCGCUGGACUACGUGGAUGAAUAUAUCUAUCUUGGAAAACAAAUAAGUUUCAAAACGAACAGCAAUGAAGUGGAGAUACAGCGCAGAAUAAAAAUCGCGUGGAACAAAUAUUGGAGCCUAAAAGAAGUAUUUAAAAGCAACAUGUCGAUAAAGCUCAAAACAAAAACUAUGGACUCAUGCAUUCUGCCCUCUCUAACGUAUGGUUGCCAGACGUGGAAAAUUACGAAGAAAAUUAAAAACAAAAUUAGUUCAUGCCAGAAAGGAAUGGAACGUAGCAUGUUGAACAUAAAGAAAAUACACAAAAUACGACACACGAAAAUACGAAACUAUACCAAAGCAAUAGACGCGCUGGCUUACGCUCAAAUACUAAAAUUCAGAUGGGCCGGUCAUAUAGCCCGAUACGUGGACAACAGAUGGACCAUACAUGUAACCACAUGGAAGGGCCCGCCAGGCAAACGCCGAGCAGGGAGACCCUACAUGAGAUGGGAGGAUGACAUAAAGAAGAUCGCAGGAACAAACUGGUUACAAAUAGCAAAAAAUAGAGAAAAAUGGAAAUCCUUGGAGGAGGCCUUUACCUGA